GCGCAGAUGUUAGCCACGUCAUUUUAUUAAAGUUUCCAAAAUAUUAGUAAGAAGUCUGAUUUAGAUUUACGUGUAAUUGACUGAUAUAAAAUUGUCUGUGUGUUAUGAUUUAGAAGACGGGUCUAAAAUGGUUUUGUUGACGAUGAUUGCCCGUGUUGCCGACGGGCUUGCACUAGCGGCAUCUGUACAAGAAGACGAACAAGCAGGAAGAAAUUUAAUGGAAUAUCAGACUCAAGCUAAACAGUUGUUCCGUAAAAUAUCACAAGACCCUCAGCCUCCAACUAGAUGUAGUUUAGAAAGUGGUCCUUAUAUAUUUCAUUAUCUUAUAGAAAGAGGAGUUUGUUUUCUAGUUUUAUGUGAUAAGAGUUUCUCCAAACGAUUAGCAUAUACAUUUUUGGAAGAUAUUCAGUUAGAGUUCAUGAAUCAAUAUAGUACUAGAGUCGAAACUGUUUCUCGUCCUUAUAGUUUUAUAGAAUUUGAUACGUACAUCCAGAAAACUAGAAAAUCUUACAUGGAUUCUAGAGCACGACGUAAUUUAACCAAUAUCAAUACAGAAUUACAUGAUGUACAGAGAAUAAUGGUACAAAAUAUAGAUGAUGUUUUACAGAGAGGAGAAACUUUAUCAGUGUUAGAUACCAAAGCUAGUAAUUUAUCCACAUUAUCACAGAAAUAUAAGAAAGAUGCCAAGUAUUUAAAUCUGCGUUCAACAUACGCAAAAAUAGGCGCCGUUGUUAUUGUUGCCGUUGUUUUUCUUCUGUUUAUUUAUUACUGGGUACUGUGAGAAAACUUUCAGAGAACAAAACAGUUCCAUAAUUUUAAUACUGUGAAGCCUGGUCAGAUUCAACAUCUAAAUAUUUAUUGUUGGAUACUGUGAGAAAACUUUCAGAAAACAAAACGAUCAGCAUCUUUAAUAUUUAGUCAAUGAGUGAAAUUAACAGUUUAUAAAAUUGAUCAUUUUUUAAGCAGGAAGUUGUUCCAUUCAUGAUAAUCUUGUUGUUGUUCUUCUUAGACCUCUGCUAAUUUUGAGUAUGAGUGACAUUAAACUUGCCAUUCCUCUUCCUUGAACAAUUGCAUGUCGAUUAAAGAUGCAUUAUGUAAGAGCUAAAUCUGCCUAUUGCGGAAUUUUUUUAUUUUGGCUUUAAAUUGUAUAUGAACUAUUAUUUAGACAUUUAUUCACAUGAAAAGCCUAUAAUCAACUCUCUAGAAUAUGGGUGGCUGAGAUUUAGACAGAUUGAUAUAUGAUCACCAUUUAAUUUAAUGAUUUAAUUUAAAAAUGGAGAACCGAAGCUCAGUCUAGAUUAACAAGUAACAUUGCUUCGAUAAUAAACAAUCUAUGUCAAACUUCAAACAGUGAUAACGUCACUCAGAAUAAAGUAUUUUGAAUGAAAUUUUCAAUAUAUUGAUUUUGAAUUAUCUAUUUUGCAAGAACGGCCAGCUCUUUAUAUAAAUCUUACAUAAUGCAUCUUUAAGGGACUUGAACUUUUGAUAUAUUGUCACAAUUCCAAAAUGGCUACAAAGAUGUAAUUACACUGGUUCCUAUACUACAGUCAUACUUGUUUCAUCUACUUUUUAGUCUUUUAAAGGAUAUGUUUUCUAUGAAUACAGAAAUCCCAGUAUUUCGGUUUCUACGUGAUUCUCUUGAUUCUCCACUCUUGAUCCAGAGGUAGGAAUUCGAGCCCCGCGACUCUGACUGGCUCUGACUCGAGUCCAACUUAAAUUGCAUCAAUGACCCGACUCGACUUGAAAUAUUUAUAGAGACUCAACUUGGCAGUCAUAAUGACUCGCGACUUGAAGAAGCUGAGUCACUUGCCGUAUUCGCCAUGAAUUGCCAACUCAUUUGAUGAACUGGCGACUUGAACAGGUCUCGGGCUUUGUGGAGACUUGGGACUCAACUCAACUCGGUGCUAAAGUCUGUGACAUGGAACUCGACUCGUAUUGUUCCCACCUCUGCUCAGAACAAAUAUAUGAUUUAUGUGGCGGAAUUCAGAUGUAUUAAGUUUAGCAAUCAUCAAAGUAUGAUUGACUAGAAUUGUACUUGGUGUAAAAGAAUAGUGUCUUGCUGUACAGGACAGUAUUUGUCAAUUUUGUCUCUAAAUCCGCCAUUUUAUAUUUCAUUUCGUUGUCAGUAUAUGUAUAUAUGACAAUCAUGUCAUAUGAUUAUUAUUAAGUGUAAUUCCAUUUUUUUUUUUUUUUUUUUGAAAAAAAUCGCAAUAAAGGCAAAAUAACUUAACCCUUUCAUAACUGGUUACGAUGGUCUCCAGUUUAUUGAGCCUAUAUUAAGCCUAUAAUGGACGCAAUCUCUUAGAUCCACAGACAUUUUGAGUGAUGACCAGAUGAACAUUUAAGUAUUGUCGGAUGACCCUGUGACAAGCCCCAACAUAACCGAAGUUCCCUUUUGAAAAUGAAAUGGGGUUUAAUGUCCUACUGUUUAGCAUCUACCAGGCCAAAGAAGACAAACCUACGCCAUGCAGUGUGAUAGGAUAGAAAUUUAGCAUAUCCACCUAUUUCAACUCUCAAUAAGGAAUUUGCUUUUGGUCUUUGCUGUCUCCUAUUUACUGUGUUUGUUGAUAUUCUAGUCCCAGAAUGGACUCAAUCACACCAACCCAUGGAAAAUCUGACACAUGACCAUACCCCAUGUUAUGAAAGGGUCAAGAUAUUUGAGUGAUUUUAAUAUUUUGGGAAUUGCCCAUCUGUGUUUUUUUUUUUUUUUUUGUUGUGUUAAGGUUGUUAUUUCAGACUAGUCUAUAACAUGUGUAAAUUUGUAAAUAAAAUAAUUAUAAACAUGUAAAUAGAAUUUGAUGUUGUGGAGCUUCUCAUUUUGUUCAUGUUCAGAAUUUGUGUGCCAUUUCAUAUCUGUUUCAUCUCAUUAUAUUAUAAGAAUUUAAAUAGAUGUGUUUUGAUUUUUUGAUACACGUCUCAUUUAGCCACAGUCUGUCGCAAAUAUGUACCAUAUGUUAGUCCCAAAAUGUCUCUCUUGUAUUAAACAAGUUUGACUUUGUCUGGAAAAGCUUAAAUCCCCAUGAUUUCCACCGAGCUUCGGCUUCGUCAAGUUGUGAUCACGAAUGGUUGAUUCUGUGACAAAUGAACACUCAACAAGAACAGAAGAGAAAAGAAAACGCUGUUAGACCCAGUGUAGUUCUAGCACCACAUGGUAAUAAAUUGCUGCCAUUGUUUUUCAAUGACAUAUGAGCUUUGCAUAUUAUUCAUUUACAACAUUAGGGUCACACGACAACCAAUUAAACUAUAAAAGUUGAUAACACUGGAAAGAUCUAUUACUUCUGAUGCCUUAUUCACGAAAUUUUUUACUCAAAUAUUUUAAGAAUACAGGCUUUUCAUUGGCUUGGCUAAAAUUUGGACCAGACUUUAGCUAAUGAAUGGUUAGUAUCCUUGUAAUAUUUUAGUUUUGUGAAUAAGACACUGGCAUUAAACAGCCUAGGAUAUAAUAUAUCACAUGAUUGGUUUGGGGUCGUUAAUGACACCAAUUGACAGUUAAAUUGUCCUCAGUUUACAUGCAAUAGAUGAAGGUAUUUACAAGAAUUUAAAAUACAAUAUAUUAUGACAUUAUCAUCUUAUUAUUCUAUAAUUUUUAAAUGUACUCUGUAUGUAUUUCUGUAUAUAGGCUACUGUUAAUAAAUCACAUGAAAAUAA
Patella vulgata (common limpet) is the source of this 3648-nucleotide messenger RNA. Its product is annotated as vesicle-trafficking protein SEC22b. Gene Ontology annotation, molecular function: SNAP receptor activity. Bases 128 to 781 code for a protein of 217 amino acids. Lineage: Eukaryota; Metazoa; Mollusca; Gastropoda; Patellidae. The record is from RefSeq and is a predicted model, not a curated record. Gene Ontology annotation, biological process: endoplasmic reticulum to Golgi vesicle-mediated transport; vesicle fusion with Golgi apparatus; retrograde vesicle-mediated transport, Golgi to endoplasmic reticulum. The transcript is spliced from 5 exons. Gene Ontology annotation, cellular component: Golgi membrane; SNARE complex; endoplasmic reticulum-Golgi intermediate compartment.